AUGACCAUCAUGGUUUUCAAGGGAUAUUUCAAAUGCGGAUUUAUAUUUUCCCUUUUUUUGCUGGAUUCUGCGUUUGCUCAGAUCGUCUAUUCCGUACCGGAAGAGGUAAAUAAGGGGACAGUUGUUGGGAAUAUAGCGAGAGACCUGAACUUGAAUGUUCAUGAACUGGAAUCUCGUAUGUUUGAGAUUGUGUCUGGAUCAAAUAAGAAGUAUUUUGAUGUAAAUCUGAAAACUGGCGCUCUGUUUGUUAAUGAAAGAAUUGACCGCGAAGAGUUAUGUCUGUCGAAUCAGAAAUGCUCUUUGAAUAUAGAGGCCCUUGCUAAAAAUCCUCAUCGUCUUUACAGAGUGGAUAUUAAGAUCUUGGAUGUAAACGACAAUGCGCCUCAUUUUCCUGUUAAAGUAUUUACUGUGAAUAUUACCGAAAUCGCAAGCCCUGGAGAGAGAUUUCCUCUCCCUGUAGCCGAGGACUCUGAUGUUGGCAGUAAUUCGCUGAAAGAAUACAAACUGAGUCCGAAUGAACAUUUCAGUCUAGAUACACAGAGUGAAGACCAGAGUGUGUCUGCCGAGUUAGUGCUGAACAAAGCUUUAGAUCGAGAGAAACAAGCAACAAUUGAUGAUCUCUAUUUCGUCUCGUGUUCCCUGAAUGCAAAAGAGAAAUACUCGUGUUUACAUUUUUGCCACUUGAGAAUGACCAUCAUGGUUUUCAAGGGAUAUUUCAAAUGCGGAUUUAUAUUUUCCCUUUUUUUGCUGGAUUCUGCGUUUGCUCAGAUCGUCUAUUCCGUACCGGAAGAGGUAAAUAAGGGGACAAUUGUUGGCAAUAUAGCGAGAGACCUGAACUUGAAUGUUCAUGAACUGGAAUCUCGUAUGUUUGAGAUUGUGUCUGGAUCAAAUAAGAAGUAUUUUGAUGUAAAUCUGAAAACUGGCGCUCUGUUUGUUAAUGAAAGAAUUGACCGCGAAGAGUUAUGUCUGUCGAAUCAGAAAUGCUCUUUGAAUAUAGAGGCCCUUGCUAAAAAUCCUCAUCGUCUUUACAGAGUGGAUAUUAAGAUCUUGGAUGUAAACGACAAUGCGCCUCAUUUUCCUGUUAAAGUAUUUACUGUGAAUAUCAGUGAAAACGCAAGCCCUGGAGAGAGAUUUCCUCUCCCUGUAGCCGAGGACUCUGAUGUUGGCAGUAAUUCGCUGAAAGAAUACAAACUGAGUCCGAAUGAACAUUUCAGUCUAGAUACACAGAGUGAAGACCAGAGUGUGUCUGCCGAGUUAGUGCUGAACAAAGCUUUAGAUCGAGAGAAACAAGCAACAAUUAAGUUAGUUCUCACUGGAGUAGAUGGAGGAAAGCCACCUAAAUCCGGAACAUUAAAUAUUUUUAUAAACGUCAUGGAUGUUAAUGACAAUAAUCCAGUGUUUAGUCAGCCUCUUUACAAAGUCAAAUUGAGGGAAAAUGUUGCUACUGGUACUACAAUUUUAUCUGUGUUUGCUUCUGAUUUGGAUGAAGGCAUAAACAGUGAAAUCCUGUAUUCAUUUGUUGGUCAUGGCAAGAGAAAAUACCUUUUUUCCAUUAUCCCCGAGACUGGAGAUAUUGUUGUAAAAGGGCAAAUAGAUUACGAAGAGAAUCCUGCCAUUGAGUUACGAGUUCAAGCGAAAGAUAAAGGCAGCCCACCAAGAAGCACACAAUGUAAAAUUUUAAUAGAAGUUGUGGAUGAAAAUGACAAUGCACCAGAAAUAACUGUGACUUCUCUUCUGGAGAGCGUGAAAGAAGACACAAAUUCAGAAACUGCAGUUGCUUUAGUCACAGUGUCUCAGCGCUCCAGUGAUCAGCACACAUCCAGACGGAAGCUGGUCCUUCUCUAAAUCCACACAACAGUACGACGUGUGUUUUAGUUCCGACACAAUAAAGAGUGAUGUAGUCGUUUUCC
Messenger RNA from Sinocyclocheilus grahami, 1910 nucleotides. Its product is annotated as protocadherin gamma-A9-like. Gene Ontology annotation, biological process: homophilic cell-cell adhesion. Bases 1 to 1845 code for a protein of 614 amino acids. Gene Ontology annotation, cellular component: plasma membrane. Lineage: Eukaryota; Metazoa; Chordata; Actinopteri; Cypriniformes; Cyprinidae. The record is from RefSeq and is a predicted model, not a curated record. The transcript has a single exon. Gene Ontology annotation, molecular function: calcium ion binding.